Molecule: messenger RNA, 585 nt
Organism: Symbiodinium pilosum
Lineage: Eukaryota; Dinophyceae; Suessiales; Symbiodiniaceae
Source: the annotation of a GenBank genome assembly
GACAACCGCUACCCGCUGGCCUUUGGCAGCGGAGUGCCCGGAGAUUUUGCCACCGUGCAGCGCAAGGAGUUCGAUGAUGACAAAGCCUCGGGUAAGCUGGACAUCGCCCUGGGCAAGGUGCCAAUCUUGCAUGUUGGCGACUUCUCACUGCCCCAGAGCAAAGCCAUCGAGCGAUAUGUGGCCCGAAAAGUUGGGAUGAUGGGCGACAACGAAGAAGAGGAGGCACUGGUAGAUGCGAUGGCAGAGCACGUCCGCGACAUCAACGAUGCCUACAACAGGAAGGGUCUCUUCUUCAUGAAAGAUGAGGAGAAGAAAGCAGAGCUGCAGAAGAAGUGGAACGAGGAGGAGCUGCCUGAAUGGCUUUCGAAGUUGGAGAAGGCCCUUCCCGGCAGCGACGGCUUUGCCGUGGGCAACAAGGCCUCUCUUGCCGACGUGGCCAUCUUCAAGCUGUUGAAGGACACGUUUCCCAACGACGUCUCCGCUGCCUACGACUCCUGCCCAAAGGUGAAGGCAAUCGUCAGCGGCGUUGAGAAGAAUGAGGGCAUCAAGAAGUGGCUGGCAGAAAGGCCAGACACCUGGGUUUGA